Messenger RNA from Medicago truncatula (barrel medic), 1918 nucleotides. The record is from RefSeq and is a predicted model, not a curated record. Lineage: Eukaryota; Viridiplantae; Streptophyta; Magnoliopsida; Fabales; Fabaceae.
UGUGUUCUGUCUAGUAUAUAUAUACCUCCACUCCAAUACUCCUUUUACCAGUCUCAAACCUCUCUUCCCCACAACACUAACAAGUUAUAUUGAGAGUGUGAAAUCUACUACCAAUAUAGAGAAUAAGAACAAGUUUGGCACCACAAGGAAACAAGAGUUAAGACCUUAUUAGAGUGUGGAAAGCAAGUUGAAGUGAUAUUACAGAUAUAUAUUUCUAGUAGAUAAUGGAAAUGGCAAAUGAUAAAGUUGCUGAAACGGUAAUAGUUGGGAACUAUGUAGAAAUGGAAAGUGAAGGAAAACCACCACAGGACAUAAAGUCCAAGUUAUCAAACUUCUUAUGGCAUGGUGGUUCUGCUUAUGAUGCUUGGUUUAGCUGUGCUUCCAACCAGGUGGCUCAAGUUCUGCUUACGUUACCAUACUCAUUUUCCCAGCUGGGAAUGCUUUCUGGCAUACUUUUUCAACUCUUCUAUGGUAUACUUGGUAGCUGGACUGCUUACCUCAUUAGCAUACUCUAUGUUGAAUACAGAACAAGAAAAGAAAGAGAAAAAGUUAAUUUCAGAAGCCAUGUUAUUCAGUGGUUUGAGGUUCUUGACGGACUCCUAGGGAAACACUGGAGAAACGUGGGCUUGGGAUUUAAUUGCACAUUUCUUCUGUUUGGAUCUGUUAUCCAACUUAUAGCUUGUGCAAGCAACAUAUAUUACAUAAAUGAUAAUCUAGACAAGAGGACUUGGACUUACAUUUUCGGAGCUUGUUGUGCCACCACUGUUUUUAUUCCUUCAUUUCACAACUAUAGAAUCUGGUCCUUUUUGGGUCUUGUUAUGACCACUUACACUGCUUGGUAUCUUACCAUUGCCGCUGUCCUUCACGGUCAGGUGGAAGGAGUUAAGCAUUCGGGUCCAAAUAAAAUAAUUCUAUAUUUUACAGGGGCCACAAACAUUCUCUACACAUUCGGGGGACAUGCCGUUACUGUGGAAAUAAUGCAUGCGAUGUGGAAGCCACAAAAGUUCAAGGCCAUAUAUUUACUGGCUACCCUUUAUGUGCUGACACUGACAAUUCCAUCGGCCACAGCAGUUUAUUGGGCAUUUGGUGACAUGCUUCUUAAUCACUCAAAUGCUUUUGCUCUUCUUCCAAAAUCACCCUUUCGUGACAUGGCUGUUAUUUUAAUGCUCAUUCAUCAGUUUAUAACAUUUGGGUUUGCAUGCACACCAUUAUACUUUGUGUGGGAGAAAACAGUAGGGAUGCAUGAGUGCAAAAGUUUAUGUAAACGUGCAUUGGUGAGAUUGCCAGUGGUCAUUCCAAUUUGGUUCUUAGCUAUUAUAUUCCCUUUCUUUGGACCCAUCAAUUCCACCGUUGGAUCUCUACUUGUUAGUUUCACCGUUUAUAUCAUCCCAGCCCUUGCUCACAUCUUCACCUUUAAAUCAUCCUCUGCUCGACAGAAUGCUGUGGAACAACCUCCCAAGUUUGUUGGAAGAUGGGUAGGAACAUUUGUGAUCAACGUAUUUAUAGUGGUGUGGGUCCUAAUUGUGGGAUUUGGAUUUGGUGGGUGGGCCAGUAUGGUGAAUUUUGUACACCAAAUUGACACAUUUGGACUCUUCACAAAAUGUUACCAAUGUCCUCCACCAACACCUUCUGUUCCAACCAUGCCACCUCACCAGAUGAACGCCACCGCGCCUUCACCGCAUCACCACCACCACUGAUAUAUCAAGCAUUGUAUUGUACGAUCUUGAUGAGGCUUCGAUGAAUCGAUUAAUGGAUGAUGAGAUGUAUGUGUUCUACUUGCUAUAUGGAGAAUGGUAAAUUAGAAAAAGUACUUGAUUUAGUCGCAUCCUGCAUUUUUAUGUAUUGGUUGUGUCAUCAAUUUAUUAUAAGCCAUGUAUUAAUCCUUCUUCAAUUUCUUUCUAUUUAUAGCUUUAAGGUA